UCUCUGUGCUAAUGUGGUAUGGCAGCUGGAAAUGAUGCAUGUACGUACAAAGUUCUACGUCGCUGCUGAAUGAAUGACUUAGUAAACAUCUAUUAGUAAUAGUCGUUUUAUUGAUUCGCUGUAUUUCGCAACCAGGGCUAAUCAUUCUGCCUGUAGUUUUUUCACGUGUUUAUAUCAUUUUUGGAAAUAACGUCAUUUUCGUGGUUUAUUUGGUAUCGAUGCCGAAAAGAAUGAAGUAGAAGCUACUAAAUAUGCACUUUUGUUACUUCUCUCAUAAAAAAACCAGUGGCAUUCUCCAACAUAAUCGAAGAAAAAUUUCAACGUGUAACUUCACAGAUUUUGGAGGCUUUUAUCUUGAAUUAUCAUUUUCAAACCUACAUCUAAAUAAUGUUAAAACUCUUUGGUUUCACAUAUCUGGGAAGUUUCUAAUACAUUUAAUAGUGAACAGAUAUGAUUUAUUUAAGGUAAAUACUUCUACUGUAACUGAACUGUUGAUCGAUAAAAAUGUUCACGAAGGGUUCCGUAAAUCAAUGCUUGAAGAUUUAUUCCCCGAAUAACAAGGCUAAACGUGUAUGAUUUUUAUCAAAUAUUACAACUAAUUUGAGGACAAAAUGUUUUGGUU
Molecule: messenger RNA, 622 nt
Organism: Schistosoma guineensis
Lineage: Eukaryota; Metazoa; Platyhelminthes; Trematoda; Strigeidida; Schistosomatidae
Source: the annotation of a GenBank genome assembly